CUUCACUGGCAUACCACAUCAGCUACGAGUUGCUUGUGUCGACAUGUCGAUGCUCAGGCCCAGGAAGCGCAGUCCCCCGCCCGAGACAAGUCUGACAUCUAGAACGAGUUCUUACCACUCAGCCGUCACACUGUUUGAGCUGCCUACUUCUCAUGAAACGCCAAAAGGUACAGAGGCCCUGUGCUCUUCAAGACGGUCCAAACGCCUCAGAACUGAGGCACCUUCGGUGGUCGGAGAUGACAGCGUCGAGGACGCGGCGGCCACGAAACAGGAAUCGAAUGAGGCAGGAGCUGGUGCAAUACUGUCGAGCAGUUCAGGACCAAGCAAGAGUCGCAGAACAGCUAGAGAUGCGUCGUCCCCCCGCAAGAGGUCGAGAGCAAUCCCUCGGGACCUAGGACUCAUCACCUCCCCGGCGCGAUGGCGUGAAGUAUACGUCAAAAUCCAAGAGAUGCGUUCAGGCGUUGUAGCUCCGGUUGAUACCAUGGGUGCUGGCGCCGCGCAGUUAGGGGAAACCAUUCCCAAGAAUCAACGUUUUGCGACGCUGGUGUCGCUGAUGCUCUCCUCCCAAACGAAGGAUGAAGUCACAUCAGCGGCUGUCCGCAAGUUGCGCGAGGCAGUCGGCGGAAGCUUGAGCGUCGAUGCUGUUCUUGCGACAAAUGACGAUGCCGUUUCAGAGGCGAUAUGCAAAGUCGGAUUUUGGCGUCGCAAAACGGACUACAUCAAGCGCACAGCACGACGCUUACAAGACGAAUAUGACGGCGACAUCCCCAAAACUGUCGACGAACUGUGCUCAUUACCUGGGGUCGGUCCGAAGGUGGCGAUCAUUGCACUCCAUGUCGGGUGGAAAAUAAAUGCGGGAGUAGGUGUGGACGUACAUGUUCAUCGCGUGACAAAUAGGCUUGGCUGGCAUGACCGUCCUACGAAGACGCCAGAGGAGACACGAUCGAACCUGGAGGGUUGGCUUCCAGAGGAUCUGCGCCCGACGUUCACGAAACUAUUCGUAGGUUUCGGCCAGACCAUAUGUCUUCCAGUACGACCACGGUGCGAAUCUUGUGGUCUCAAUGACGGUCUCUGCCCUACUGGGUCGACAGCAAUGUCUCGGCUCGAAGGUUCGGGUGCGGCAAUGAAAGGGGAGUCGUCUCCAGGUCCAUUGCUCAACGUAGAGGUGCAGGAAGAAGUCGACGUCAGAUAGAAGGCGGCGCGGAAACAGCCCUUCAUGGCACGCAAAGAAGAGGACAUGCCGGUCUAGCGGUCUCCCUGCGACUCGGACAGUGGCAAGGAACUGGCACAGUAUUUCCGUCGACUGUUGGCACACGCGAAUGCAGGAUGACGCCCUCCCGAUCAUGCUCAUGACGCGGGACAUCUUACCAUUGGCAUUGUGCUGCCAUCGUUCUGCCAGUGAUUCGUGUGCAGUGUUGUAGUAGCCAUUAAAUGACAGAAUAUCGUCAAAAAGGCGACGAUAGGGAAAUGUCU
Rhodofomes roseus is the source of this 1473-nucleotide messenger RNA. RefSeq names its product DNA glycosylase. Bases 44 to 1192 code for a protein of 382 amino acids. Gene Ontology annotation, biological process: base-excision repair, AP site formation; base-excision repair; nucleotide-excision repair. The transcript has 8 exons. Gene Ontology annotation, molecular function: DNA-(apurinic or apyrimidinic site) endonuclease activity; DNA binding; oxidized pyrimidine nucleobase lesion DNA N-glycosylase activity. NCBI's taxonomy places the organism in Eukaryota, Fungi, Basidiomycota, Agaricomycetes, Polyporales, Fomitopsidaceae. The record is from RefSeq and is a predicted model, not a curated record. Gene Ontology annotation, cellular component: nucleus.